UAAUUGGUGAGGUUAUUACUACGUGCUUAUACGGUGCACAAGUUGAAGACUAACACAAUAUCAUCAUUUCAUUAUAAAUAGAUGUUGAUCUUAAGCCUAUUUCUCCACACAAAAUAAAAUAGUGAUAAUCAUCAUGGCUAAGUUUGCUUCCAUCAUCACCCUUAUUUUUGCAGCUCUUUUUCUCUUUGCUGCUUUUGAGACACCGUCAAUAGUGGAAGCACAGAGGUUGUGCGAUAGGCCUAGUAAGACAUGGUCAGGGGUUUGUGGAAACAAUAGUGCUUGCAAGAAUCAGUGCAUUAACCUUGAGGGAGCACGACAUGGAUCUUGCAACUAUGCCAACCCAACUCACAAGUGUAUUUGUUUCUUCUCAUGUUAAUCUCCCCAAAAUCUUUGUUGCUUAAAUGUGUGUAUUUUACAUAAAUAAGUCUAUGUCGCUCUGUGUAAGUGACUUUAUGACAUGCAUAUUUAUGUUUUAAUGUUUGGUUGGACUUUUGUUUCUAUAGUAAUAUAAAUACUUUGUGUUUUCUAAGCCAUGACUGUUUCUUCU
Camelina sativa (false flax) is the source of this 547-nucleotide messenger RNA. RefSeq names its product defensin-like protein 1. Gene Ontology annotation, biological process: defense response. Lineage: Eukaryota; Viridiplantae; Streptophyta; Magnoliopsida; Brassicales; Brassicaceae. The record is from RefSeq and is a predicted model, not a curated record.